AUGUCCGAUCAAGACACUCACCCAAAAAAAUACAGUGAAUUGCGAAGUAUGUGCAAAUACUCCAUCGAUUCAUAUAAUGCAUUGUAUCAGCUGAAAACUGAAAAUGAAGAAGAAAUACACAAGAUUUUCAAAAUGAUCAAAACAGAAUUGAUUGAUUCAAAGAAAUUACUUCCUCAUACUAUUAUAAGUGGCAUUUUAUGUAUCAUUCUGUAUAAUAAUCGCUAUACAAAGGCUUAUUUAUCUCUCGUCAAACUCAUAUAUGAUAAUUAUCAAAUAAACAAGGAAAUCAAUGUUCCAUUAACUGUUAGAUACAUAUUUUAUAAAGAAUAUGGAAUUAAAUUAAACAAAUCAGACAAUUUCGAAACAAUUAACUCAAAGAAUCUCGAUAUUCAUACAGAAGAUACAAUUUACAGAGCAAUUAUGUAUAAUGACUUAGAACGAUUCAUCACAUUCACUGAAAUAGAAGGAUUUGAUAAAGAUCAAAUACUUAUAAGCAAUUUAUAUCCAUAUUUUAACGGAAAAUAUUCAUUACUUGAAUUAUGUUGUUAUCAUGGAGCAGUUGAUUGUUUCAAGUUAUUGAGAACGAAAUUUAAGUCAGAAAUAACUCCAACGUGCCUUCGAUUUUCAUUUUUAAGCGGAAAUCCAGAGAUUAUGAGUGAAUGUUUGAAAUAUCAAAAACCAGAUGAAAAAUGCAUGAAAUAUGCAAUUAUUUCACACAACAUUGAUUUUGUUACAUUCUUAAUGAAUGAAUACAAUUUAGAGAUCAAUUUAGAAGAUUGUGAAUGGUAUAAAAAUCUUGAAUCCUUUUUAGUUUAUUUUGAUCAAACUAAUGAUGUUAGCAAAUGCUUGAUUCUUUCAGCAAGGUUCAAUAUUCCAUCUCUCUGUGAAUAUUUCCUUUCUAUUGGUGCUAAUGUCAAUGGAAAAGAUAAAUAUGGACAAACUGCACUUCAUAGAGCAGUAUUUAAUAAUAGUAAAGAAGCAGCGGAACUUCUUAUUUUACAUGGUAUAAAUAUCAAUGAAAAAAAUAAUGGCGGAGAAACUGCUCUUCAUAUUACAGCACGUUAUAAUUGUAAAGAAACAGCUGAAAUUCUUAUUUCACAUGGUGCGAAUAUCAAUGAAAAAAAUGUAUAUGAACAAACCGCUCUUCAUAGAGCAGCAAUUAAUAAUAGUAACGAAAUAGCCGAACUUCUUAUUUCACAUGGUGCGAAUAUCAAUGGAAAAGAUAAAGAUGGAUUUACCUCUCUUCAUAGUGCAGCAUAUAAUAAUAGUAAAGAAACAGCUGAACUUCUUAUUUCACAUGGUGCGAAUAUCAAUGAAAAAAAAUAA
Molecule: messenger RNA, 1326 nt
Organism: Trichomonas vaginalis G3
Lineage: Eukaryota; Parabasalia; Trichomonadida; Trichomonadidae
Product: proteasome regulatory particle assembly
Exons: 1
Coding region: 1-1326 (441 amino acids)
Molecular function (GO): protein binding
Source: RefSeq, a predicted model, not a curated record